This is a messenger RNA of Cyclopterus lumpus (lumpfish), 4656 nucleotides long. Its product is annotated as tubulin-specific chaperone cofactor E-like protein. Gene Ontology annotation, molecular function: RNA binding; protein binding. Lineage: Eukaryota; Metazoa; Chordata; Actinopteri; Perciformes; Cyclopteridae. The transcript is spliced from 12 exons. Gene Ontology annotation, biological process: poly(A)+ mRNA export from nucleus. Gene Ontology annotation, cellular component: nucleus. The record is from RefSeq and is a predicted model, not a curated record. The coding region runs from base 2273 to 3562 and encodes 429 amino acids.
GUCACUUCCGGGAGAGCGAAAUGACAGCUGGUUUGUUUUCAUCAACGAGGGGAAUUAAAAGUAGACAUCAAAGUGUCAUGUGGUGAACCGCCUCCCAGUGCUCCCAGUGCUCCCAGUGCUCCCAGUGCUCCCAGUGCUCCCAGUGCUCCCAGUGCUCCCAGUGCUCCCAGUGCUCCCAGUGCUCCCAGUGCUGGUCUGUUCAGAGCAACUGGCCACCGAGGGACCGGCAUCUCUGCUGGAGACAUCUGCCCUGGAGCCUCAGGAGCAGGCGGCUGGUGGGGGUCCAGUCCAGGACCAGGUCUCUCCAGACCCUGCACUGGACCAUGAUUCAAGAGCAACCACAGCAGAACACCCUUCUCCAUGCAGAGGUCCAAAAGUGUCUUGCGGCAGCCUCUCCAGCACCAAGGGAAGGGACCGUGCAGCCAAAUCCUAGUCGGUUUAUUCCCAAAAUGACAGAGAGUGACGAUGUCGAGGUCUACUUGAGCGUACAGCUAAGAGGGAAGGCUGGCCAGACGAUGCCUGGGCAGAUCUGGUCGUGCCUUUCCUACUUGGGCCGGCACAGCAGGCCUACCUCGAUCUCCCGACAGCCCGGUCGAAGGAUCAUGCGGUCUUGAAGAAGGAAAUCCUGGCCAGGUACGGCCACAGUUUAGCAGCAAGAGCCCAGAGGUUCCAUGACUGGAGGUUUAAACCAGAGUUGCCAGCAAGGGCUCAAAUGUAUGACCUCGGCCGGGUAACCAAAGCUUGGCUGACAUCCGACCCAGAGAAACUAGGGGUCUUGGAGAGGAUCAUGAUGGACAAAUACAUCCGGUCUCUACCAUAUGAGACCAAGAAAAUGACCAGUCAGCAGAAUCCUGCCAAUCUAGAUGCACUGGUUAGCCUGGUGGAUAGCCAGAGUCGAACUAUUGUGAUCAACACGAGCUGACCCUGAGGAGAGCCGGAAAUCUAGGAAAGAAGUCCCAAGGACUAAGAGGAGACAUGAGCGGAGGGUUCAAGACAGAGGCAACCUUGUUUCACAAUCAAAAAUAACAUGUUGUACUAUACUAAAGAGACAGAAGGCCAGAGGAGAGACUUGUUGGUUGUCUCAAGACAGUAUGUGUCCAGUGUUGCACCUAGCCCACAGCCAUGUCCUGUGUUGAAUGCCAAAAGAUGAGCCCCAUUUUUAAAAGUCCCCUCAUACCUCUCCCUAUAAUUGAUGUGCCGUUUUCCCGCAUUGCUAUGGACUUGGUGGGGCCCCUGGCGAUAUCCGCUAGGGGGCAUCAUUAUAUUCUGGUGAUACUGGAUUAUGCAACAAGGUACCCUGAGGCCAUUCCCCUGAGGAACAUGACCACGAAAACGAUUGUUCGGGAGCUAAUCCACUUGUUCAGCAGAGUUGGAAUCCCCAAGGAGAUACUGAUGGACCAGGGCACCCCCUUCAUGUCCAAGGUAAUGAAAGACCUCUGCCGGCUCUUCAAGGUAGGUUCCUCAAGCGUCCACUGGCUUCUCCCUUUGAGCUGCUUUAUGGGAGACAGCCCAGAGGGCUCCUCGACAUAGCAAAGGAAGCCUUGGAGGAGCAACCAAGUGGUGGAACAUGUGGAGAAGAUGCAGGCUCACAUGAAGGACGUGUGGCCAAUGGUGAGGGUACACAUGGUUCAAGCACAAAGGCGAGUAUACAAUAGGGGCGCCCAACCUCGGGAGUUCCAACAAGGAGACAAACUAACGACAAGUUCUUGGCCUCCUGGCAAGGACCCUCCGAGGUGGCAGAGAAGAUAACCCCCCUAUCUUAUAGCCCCCCAACUAUAAGGUACAUCAACCUGGGCGACGCAAAACCUCCCAAAUCUACCAUGCUAACCUGCUGAAAAGGUGGUACAGCCGAGGUACCCUCCUGUGUUGUGUUUCCCCUGAUGCGUUUCCUUCUCCAGACAGUGAAGUUACGAAAGUAGCAUGUGGCCCUAGCUUAUCAAAAGCACAGCUACAGCAAACCAGGGAGCUGGUGCAGCAGAAUUUUGAUGUUUUCUCUGCACAACCUGGGCGCACAUCCUUGAUAGAACAUCACUUUGACACAGAACCAGGCAAGAAGGUAACAUUGCGGCUCUACAGGAUACCCGAAGCCAGAAGGGCAGCCAUUGAGCAAUGGUCAACACUUUAAUUAUCUUUAAAUGUAAAUCUAUAUUGAUUUAAGGUUUCAUUUGUAUGAAUUUCGCCCACUUCCUGUUCAUAUUGCUGGUUAAAUGUGGAUGUGUGUCUCCUCCACGCAGCUGAGCAGGGUGGGUGGGCUGUCCAGCGGGACGGAGCCAUGGAGCCACCGGGGGAAUCGAACGGCCGGUCCUUUGUGGAGGUGCUGAGUGAAAAGUACAGCCCGGACAACUUCCCCCUCCGCAGGGGGCCCGGCAUGGGGGUGGUGGUGGUUCCCACCGCGGCUCCUCAAGGCUCUCCGAUGAAAGACCGGCUGAACAUGCCCACCAUUCUGGUGCUGAACUCCUGUGGGAUCAACAGAGCCGGAGACCAGGCGGAGAUCUCUGCUUUCUGUGCCCACGUCAUCGAGCUGGACCUGUCUCACAACCAGCUCCAGGACUGGAGAGAGAUCAGUAAGAUUGUGUCCAACAUCCCCAACCUGGACUUCCUGAACCUGAGCUCCAACCCGCUGGCAGGAAGCCGUCUGGAGCCGCGCUACGCCGCCGGCUUCUCCGGGGUCCACCACCUCGUCCUUAACAACACUCGCGUGUCCUGGGACACGGUGCUGCUGCUCUGCAGAGAGAUGACGCAGCUGGAGGAGUUGUUUCUAGGCCUCAACGAGUACAGGGAGGUGGCCUCCUCCGGCGCCGCCUGCCCCACCUUGCGCCUGCUCCACGUCACAGACAACAGCCUUCAGGACUGGGCCCAGGUCCGUAAGAUCGGGCCCAUGUUCCCGGGCCUGGACACGCUGGUCAUGGCCGACAACCGGCUGGACUCCAUCCAGGACCACGAGGACGACCUGCGGAGGCUCUUCCCCAAACUACGCAGCAUCAACCUGAGCAACUCAGGUCUGAACCGAUGGGAGGACGUGGAGAAGCUGAACUUCUUCCCGAAGCUGGAGGAGGUGCGUCUGCAGGGCGUCCCGCUGCUGCAGAGCUACACCAACGCAGAGCGCCGCAGCCUCACCGUCGCCCAGCUGCCUGCCAUAUCGCUGCUGAAUGGCAGCGUCGUGACUGAAUGUGAGAGAGAGGACGCAGAGCGGUUCUUCAUCCGGUUCCACGUGGACCACCCCGAGGAGCAGCUGCCUCGCAGGUAUCAUUCCCUGGUCACCAAGUACGGGAAGCUGGAGCCGCUGGUGGAGAUUGACCUCCGACCUCGCUACCGGGCCCUGGUGGAGGUCCACUGCGAGGACAAAGUGGAGCAGCUGAGCAUCCGGUUGGACCAGACCGUGGCGGAGCUGAAGAAGCAGCUGACCGCGGUGGUCCGGCGGCCCAGCGGCGGCAUGAGGAUCUACUACAUCGACAAGUGCGGCGCCUUCGGGCCGGAGGAGAUGAAGUACAACAGCCGGGCGGUCCACUCCUACAGCGUCCAAGACGGAGACCAGAUCCUGGUGGUGCCCAAGACCAAGUGACCCGCUGGAGUCCAGCUGGGCAAUCGGAGCGACUCGCUGAUUGAUUAAUUGGAUUAUUUGUUGAUGACGCCACAAAAUAAAUGGAAAGAAUGGAGCAGCUUCACUCCUUGAGUUACCGCGAGAAAAGAUCCAUGUGAAUGGAACCGUGGAGGCAGCUGGGCAUCCAACGAACAUCUCACCUCCAGAGGGAAGCAUCCAACAAACAUCUCACCUGAAGAAGGAAGCAUCCAACGAACAUCUCACCUGAAGAAGGAAGCAUCCAACGAACAUCUCACCUCCAGAGGGAAGCAUCCAACAAACAUCUCACCUGAAGAAGGAAGCAUCCUACGAACAUCUCACCUCCAGAGGGAAGCAUCCAACGAACAUCUCACCUCCAGAGGGAAGCAUCCAACAAACAUCUCACCUGAAGAAGGAAGCAUCCAACGAACAUCUCACCUCCAGAGGGAAGCAUCCAACAAACAUCUCACCUGAAGAAGGAAGCAUCCAACGAACAUCUCACCUCCAGAGGGAAGCAUCCAACAAACAUCUCACCUGAAGAAGGAAGCAUCCAACGAACAUCUCACCUCCAGAGGGAAGCAUCCAACGAACAUCUCACCUGAAGAAGGAAGCAUCCAACGAACAUCUCACCUGAAGAAGGAAGCAUCCAACGAACAUCUCACCUCCAGAGGGAAGCAUCCAACAAACAUCUCACCUGAAGAAGGAAGCAUCCAACGAACAUCUCACCUGAAGAAGGAAGCAUCCAACGAACAUCUCACCUCCAGAGGGAAGCAUCCAACGAACAUCUCACCUGAAGAAGGAAGCAUCCAACGAACAUCUCAACUGAAGAAGGAAGCAUCCAACGAACAUCUCACCUGAAGAAGGAAGCAUCCAACGAACAUCUCACCUGAAGAAGGAAGCAUCCAACGAACAUCUCACCUGAAGAAGGAAGCAUCCAACGAACAUCUCACCUGAAGAAGGAAGCAUCCAACGAACAUCUCACCUGAAGAAGGAAGCAUCCAACGAAAAUCUCACAUGAAGAAGGAAGCAUCCAACGAACAUCUCACCUCCAGAGGGAAGCAUCCAACGAACAUCUCACCUCCAGAGGGAAGCAUCCA